AUGAGUGUUCUGAGUUCUCAGACUUAUGAAAUAAUCACUGAAACAAAGAAGCAGAGCUAUCUUGAUAUGAGUGAUACACCUGUUACUUCAGAGUUCAGCUCAAGGCCCAGAAUCACACACUUCACUAGACAACUCAUUGAUAGAAUGAUCACUUAUUAUGAGAAGGCUUCUGACUUGCAAGAUGAGACUGAGGUCAGUUUUCACCAGAGUAUGAAAUUUGAUGAUGAGACAACAGAGAAACUUCAGAACAAAGAAAAGCAGAGUCAAUAUUCAUCUGCAGAAUCUGUUCAUUUUAACUGA
Molecule: messenger RNA, 300 nt
Organism: Blastomyces dermatitidis ER-3
Lineage: Eukaryota; Fungi; Ascomycota; Eurotiomycetes; Onygenales; Ajellomycetaceae
Exons: 2
Coding region: 1-300 (99 amino acids)
Source: RefSeq, a predicted model, not a curated record